Brachypodium distachyon (stiff brome) is the source of this 3162-nucleotide messenger RNA. RefSeq names its product putative disease resistance RPP13-like protein 3. Gene Ontology annotation, molecular function: ADP binding. The record is from RefSeq and is a predicted model, not a curated record. The transcript is spliced from 2 exons. Gene Ontology annotation, biological process: defense response to other organism. The coding region runs from base 38 to 2956 and encodes 972 amino acids. Lineage: Eukaryota; Viridiplantae; Streptophyta; Magnoliopsida; Poales; Poaceae.
CAUUUAUUGGUUAAUCUUGGCGUGGGUCUACAAGGUAAUGACCUGUCAAAAAAAAUACAUUUACAAGAAGUCAGAUACUCAGGUUGCAGUACAGGCCAGUACUAUAAAUAACCCCAUGGGAUUAAGGAGCUGCAUGCAUUCUACCAGCGGAUUCCUCCGCGCCAACCUUCACCGUUUGCUAUAUAGCUUGCCACAAAGAAAGGAGAUCGAGAUGGCCAGAAUCGUGAGCACGACGGCGGGGAUGAUGAAACCCCUCGUCGGCAAGCUCGCGAUGCUGAUGGGCGACGACUACAAUAUGCUCACCGGGAUGAGGACGCAGGUGUCCUUCCUCGAGAAAGAGCUCAGCGCCAUGAGCGCCGCCCUGGAGAAGAUGGAGCUCAUGGACGACGAACACUUCGACCCGCAGGCCAAGAACUGGAGGGACCAUGUCAGGGAGAUGUCCUAUGACAUGGAGGACUGCGUCGACGACUUCAUGAGAGACCUCGGAUCUGCCAACGCCACUUCUUCAGGCUUCGUCCAGAAGAUCACCCAGUUCUUCCAGACAAUGUGGGCAUCUUACCAGAUCGGCCGCCGGAUCGAGGAGCUCAAGGUCCUCGCGCUUGAGGCGAAUGAACGGCGCCUGAGGUACAAGAUUGAUGAUUAUAUCAAUUCUGCCUCCGGCGUCGUUCCCAUCGAUCCCCGGAUCUCGGCGAUCUACCAGGAGGCGGCAGGUCUUGUGGGUAUCGAUGGCCCAAGGGAAGAACUUGUCGGCUGGUUGAAAGAUUCAAGCAGAAAACUCAAGGUGGUGUCUAUUGUGGGGUUUGGAGGUCUGGGGAAAACCACGCUUGCCAAACAAGUGUAUGAUGAGAUCCGAGGGCAGUUUGGCUGCAAGGCGUUUGUUCCGGUUUCUCAAAGACCUGAUAUGACAAGCCUCCUCACUGGCCUGCAAUUGAAGCUUGGGAUGGAGGAGUCUUCUCGUGUUCAUGAGCUGCAAGACAUCAUUGACAAUCUUAGAAAAUAUCUCACAAAUAAGAGGUACCUUAUUGUAGUUGACGACCUGUGGGAUCACUCUGCAUGGAACGCAAUUAGUUGUGCCUUUCCAGAGAAUGGUACAGGGAGUAGAAUAAUAGUGACCACACGAGUAGAAGAUGUUGCUCGUGGGGCUUGUUUCAAUCACCGUGAGUGCAUUUAUAGAAUGAAGCCACUCAAAGAGGAGGAGUCAAGAAGGUUAUUCUUUAAUAGAGUAUUUGGGUCCGAAGAUGCCUGCCCACAGCAAUUUGAAGAAAUCUCGGAUGAAAUUCUGAAGAAGUGUGGUGGACUGCCACUUGCAAUCAUCACUAUAGCUAGUCUGUUAGCCAGUCAUCAAGCAGGAUCAAGAAGCGACUGGGAGAGCAUCAGGAAUUCUCUGGGUGCCAAGUUUGCCACAAAACCCACACUGGAAGAGAUGAGGAGUAUACUAAACCUUAGCUACAUGCAUAUUCCUCUUCAUCUUCGUGUAUGUUUUCUAUACCUUGGUAUGUAUCCAGAGGACCAUGAGAUCAACAGGGAUGAUCUGGUUCGGCAAUGGAUAGCAGAAGGCUUCGUCAAUCAUUUGCAUGGAUCAGAUUUGGAGGAUGUUGGUAAGAGCUAUUUCAAUGAGCUUAUCAACAGAAGCAUGAUUCAAUCUGGUUCAAUCAAGUAUGGGGAGGUUGUGUCAUGCAGGGUGCACGAUAUGAUGCUUGACUUGAUCCUAAGCAAGUGUGCAGAAGAUAAUUUUAUAUGCGUGGCAUAUAAUUCUGAAGAUGUGGCGAGAAUGCAUGGUUCGGAGUACAAGGUCCGUCGGCUGUCCUUGGGAUCUAGUUCUGGGGAUGCAACAUCAAGGGCCAUUGAUACAAGCAUGUCACAAGUCAGAUCAUUCUCCCGGUUUGGAGAGUCCAAGUAUGCACCUCCUCUCACACGGUUUAAGCAUCUCCGGAUGCUUCUCUUCAAGAUCCCAUACAAGAGGAACAUGAUCGUGGACCUCACUGCUAUCGGACAAUUGUUCCAACUGAGGUAUCUACAUGUUUCAGCAGAAUCAGGCUGCAUAGAGCUCCCUGCUGAAGUUCGAGGGCUUGUUAAUCUGGAGACACUGGAGAUAUAUGCCCGAUUGGAGGGGAGCCUCCCGUCAGAUAUCUAUCUCUUGUCUCGCUUGACCCGUCUGAUUCUUCCAUACCGUGUGAAGCUGCCUGAAAGGCUCAAGAACAUGAAAUCACUGCACACCCUGUGUUGUUCUAACACCUGGGAGAGCUCUCUGGAGGACCUCAAGGGCCUCGGCGAGCUGCCCAACAUAAGGGAGCUGUCGAUGUGCACUUACCAGCGGGACAUGGUGGACGGAGCCGUCGACGCUUUGCUCUACUCCGUUGGAAGCCUCCGGAAGCUCAGAUCCCUCAGCCUCAACUGCAGGUUCUCCGUAAAUUAUGAUGAAGCCAGGCACACGAUAACCAACCCUCCCCCAUUCAUCGAGAAGCUGAUCCUCCGAGGACGGAGGUUCAACAGGGUUCCCAGGUUCAUCGGUGAACUUCGUUUUCUCCGCAGCGUGUCUAUGCACGUCGUGCAGUUCCCGACUGAUGAGGUUCAUGUCGUUGGGAACCUGUCCUCCCUUGUCAAGCUCCGGAUCUGGGAUAUGCAUGUCCCCGAAGACGGGGCUGCUGUAAUCGGCGCAGGGCUGUUCCCCGCCCUGGAGGUUCUUGUGCUCGUCUCUGACGAUGAUGAUGUCACGGCUUGCAUGAAGUUCGAGGCAGCAGGGGUGAUGCCCAGCCUGCGACGGCUCACUCUGAGGUUAUGUCAUAGCUGGCGCGGUGCUGCACCGGUCGGCCUGGAGCACCUGUUGGCCCUCGAGCAGAUCCGUUUGGAGAUCAGCUCAUCCGUCCAUGAGCACCAUAGUCUUGCUGAGUCUACCUUCAGGAUCGCCGCAGAAGCGCACCCGAGACAUCCUUCAGUUAUGAUUAAUGUCUUGUGAUGAACCGGCCUGCUUUGUAAGUUAAAUUAAAUAGUGUCCCUCCCAGGACGGACAAGGACCCAGGGUCCAAGUCCACUUAGUUAUUUUAAGUAUCUGAGAGUCUGGGUUUGGAGAUAGAAAGGUUUCGUCCCGUAGAAGGUUUUCCCUACUGUUUUCAAAUCUUAUAUCUAUAUAUAUAUUUCAGAGUUUGUAAUUAUUUGGUCAUA